Messenger RNA from Pelobates fuscus (common spadefoot toad), 2700 nucleotides. Its product is annotated as AF4/FMR2 family member 4-like. Bases 1 to 2700 code for a protein of 899 amino acids. The transcript is spliced from 13 exons. Lineage: Eukaryota; Metazoa; Chordata; Amphibia; Anura; Pelobatidae. Gene Ontology annotation, biological process: regulation of gene expression. Gene Ontology annotation, cellular component: super elongation complex; nucleus. The record is from RefSeq and is a predicted model, not a curated record.
AUGGCGGAAUGUUAUAACUUAGCGAUUAACACCGGCAAAUUACCUAAGGAAAUGCUGGAAGCAAAUAUUACUCCUAUUCUAAAAAAUAACAAAAAUCCAGAAGAAAUAACGAAUUAUCGACCUAUUGCCUUAUUAAAUAAUGAUUAUAAAAUUUAUGCCUCAAUUAUUGCCAAUAGAAUUAAGAAUAUAAUUUCUUUCCUGAUUGCGGAGGAUCAGGUAGGCUUUAUACCAGGCAGGAUGUCCUCAAAUCAUAUCAGGAGGAUAUUAAAUAUAUUUACUAAAAUCCAUGAGAAUAAAACUCCUUUCUUAGUGAUGGCCUUAGAUGGAGAAAAGGCAUUUGACAGGGUCGGUUGGAAUUUUAUGAACUUAACACUAAAAGCUUUUGGAUUUGCUGGCCAGAUCCUAUCAGCGAUAAUGGCCUGUUAUUCCUCACCAUCUAGCAGGAUAGUAGGAGGGGGGAUUAAGUCAGAGUGGUUUACGCUAUCAAAUGGCACACGCCAAGGCUGCCCUCUUUCUCCACUACUAUACAUCCUAACGGCGGAACCUCUAGCAUAUGAAAUACACAACAAUACGGAUAUAACUGGGUUUAAAAAAGGGGGCAAGGAUUUUAAGAUAAGUCAAUAUGCCGAUGAUACCUUGAUAACGUUAACCAACCCCGGUAAGUCAGACCCAUCUGCCAUGCAGUCUGACCCUCCAUCAUCAAAUAAGUGGUACUUGGGUAACUGGUUGAAGAAGGGGAAUCCACACAAAGUGUCUCUUGCAUCUUCAUUAGAUACUAAUAUGGUAUCAUCCCAUGGAUACAGCAAGGAGAAUCAAGAGCAGGGCACUAGAGCAGGAAAUACAGAAUCAUGUGGUCCAAAGGAGUUUACCACUUCUUUUACCCCCACCCGAGACACCAAGAAUGCACAAAAAGGCUCUGAAAGCAGACGAGGCAGAAAGAAGUCUCCAUCUCAAUUUCAAAACACCACACUAAGGAGAGAUAUUUUGAAAAAUCAGUCCAGACAUUUUGCAAAGGAAUCUGUAGAGGCACCACGAGAUGGACUCAAAAUAGAGAAAAUUGCUACUACAGCAGAAAUUACUACAAAUAUGCCCCCUAACAGACCCAAUGCUUCUACAAAUGGCUCUCACAAACCCAACAUGAAGAAAGAACCCAAAUCCUCUCCCUGCCUUGCAGCAGAGAAUAAAAAGUCUAAGUCUUUACCUAAAUCCCUUCAGAAGUCCAGAGAGUUUGUAAAAACAUCUUUAGUCCAAACGUCUAAAAAUUCAGAGAGCAAUAGAACAUCUACUCUAAAACCCUCCAUUGAGCAGGAAGAUAUUUUUUAUCGCUCAUUAUUAACUCCUAUGAAGGGGCUUCUUUCACCCCUUAGUGACCCUGAGGAUCAGUUACCUCUUAUUGUAAAAAAGGACUCAAACCUGUUGUCCCAGAUUCCUGGAUGGCCGUACAAAAAUGCAGAGCAGCCCACGAUUGAAAAGAUUACACCUAAGCAGCACCCAAAAGAAACCCAGAAACAGACCGAGCAAAGCUUCAAUAAGGGGAAGCGGACGCACAAGAAUGAUGAAGAAUUAAAAGGUAAUGAUGCCAAGAAACAAAAAGUAGAAGAAAAGACCACAAACUACAAAGUGCCCAGUAAAGAGUUGUCAAAACCAAAUCCUGUAAAGGAAAGAGAGUUACUCCCUUCACCUGCAACCCCUGCUCUACAGAAAGAUUUCAAGUCGGAACAUGGGUCUCGUAAAAGAACCAUUAGCCAGUCUUCAUCUCAGAAAUCCAGCAGCAGUCUCAGCACAAAGGAUAGUGGCACCGAAAGUAAGUCUUCUGAUAAGCAAAGAAAAAGUAGCACUGAGGAGACAAAGGAUAAACCCUCAUGUAAUACAGCUUCUGUCGCUUUUGUGCCAGCAAUAGAUAAAAAAUUGUGGAGAGCAAAACUGACCUUCGAAGACAGAACCCAUUCGGCUGAUCACUAUCUACUGGAAGCGAAGAAAGUAAAGCACAAGGCUGAUGCGUUGUCAGACAGGUUCGAGAAAGCAGUACUCUACCUUGAUGCGGUGCUUUUUUUCAUUGAGUGCGGAAACGCUUUAGAGAAGAGUGUCGAAGAAUCAAAAUCUCCAUUUCGGAUGUAUGGUGAAACAUUAGAGUUAAUAAAGUACACCUUGAAAUUGGCAUGCCCUGCAGCCCCUGAUGCUACAUCAGCUGAUAAGAGACUUGCUGUUCUUUGUCUUUGCUGUCAAUCCCUUUUGUACUUGAGGUUAUUCAAACUGAAGAAGGAGAGUGCAUUGGUAGAUUCCAAGACAUUAACUGAACAGCUAAAGAUCUCUUACGGUAAUUCUCAAGCUCCAUCUCCUACCAGGGGAAGCAAAUCCAUGAGUAUGCCUUUCCCAGUGUCUCCGAAGCUGUCUCCCGGCAAUUCUAAUAGCUAUUCCUCCAAUGUGUCCAAUACUACUGGAGACACGUCAUUUGUGACUAUAUCACAGAAGAUUCACCAGAUGACAGCCAGCUAUGUCCAGGACACGUCCAACUUCCUUUAUGCCACUGAAAUUUGGGACCAAGCAGAACAACUCUGCACAGAGCAAAGUGAAUUUUUUUCUGAACUGGAUAAAGUUAUGGGCCCCCUGAACUUCCAUUCCAGCACCAUCCCAGAACUGGUAUGCUACACCCGUCAAGGCCUGCACUGGUUACGCCUUGAUGCCAAGUUGAAACAUUAA